This is a messenger RNA of Scomber scombrus (Atlantic mackerel), 6340 nucleotides long. It is a transcript of the gene itpkb, whose product is annotated as inositol-trisphosphate 3-kinase B. Gene Ontology annotation, molecular function: inositol tetrakisphosphate kinase activity; inositol-1,4,5-trisphosphate 3-kinase activity. The transcript has 12 exons. Lineage: Eukaryota; Metazoa; Chordata; Actinopteri; Scombriformes; Scombridae. The record is from RefSeq and is a predicted model, not a curated record. Gene Ontology annotation, biological process: inositol phosphate biosynthetic process. Bases 644 to 3055 code for a protein of 803 amino acids. Gene Ontology annotation, cellular component: cytoplasm; nucleus.
AGAAGUGUCGGGCAGCACGCAUGACAACAGAAAGCAGCAAAAAAACUAUUUAUCCCGUGAGCAAAACUGCGAGAGGGCUUCACUACCCUAAAGUUUCCCUGAAAUAACCAGAGAGAAAGAGACAGAAAGAAAGAAAGAAAAAGAAAAAACUCGUGGUGGAGAAAGACAUUUUGAAAUCUUCUUCUGUGGAGGAGGAGGAGGAUUUUUCUUUUUCUUUUUUUCCCCCUUUUUUUUUUUUUUGAAAAGGUGAAAAAGCAAAAAAGGGACCGGGCUGUGGCGUCGAACAAGUUCGUCUGUGGAAGAAUCCAAAAACGCACAAGAGGAGUAGAGAAUAAGUUUAUUCGGCUGCACAAGAAGACGCGUUUAGUGUGUCAGACACGCUCACAGACAAGACAAGAAUCAUCCUCCUCGGGUUAUUACUGCUGAUAUCAGGCUGUAAUAUUCCCAGACCAAUACAAGUGUCCUGGAGAAGCCUCGCAGAGGACGCUGAGUGUUGGAUGAAGUUUUUCUGACAGUGUGGAGCUACUGCUACAGACUGAAUGCAGAGAAAACACUGAACGCUGUUCUCCAGACCUCCCUGCAGCUUCAGGGGAGAUUGUCAGAUGUGUACCCAGCACUCAGAGCCCCUGGCCUGGCCGCGGGGAUGGCAGCCUCUGCCCUGAACCUGAACGGCCUCGGAGUCAUGAGCAGCAGUAAUCAGUUUCACACCCAGCCAGGAUCCUCUAGUACCAGUUCCCGAGUUAGACCCAGCCCGGUCGGCCGACCUGUGCUGCCAGUUCCCGAUCGGACAACCUACAGCCAGUUACUGGGUGGGGGAACGCUGAGUGGAGGUCUCUACAGUCCAACCAGCCCCAAGACGAGCCCUCGGUCGCCGGGUCGAACCUUUGUCUUCCCCCCUUCAUCCUCACUCUCCCCCAGCUCCACCACUCGUGCUCGCUCCCCUUCCCCGAGAAGCCCGGAGCUCCUGGGAGUCAAUGUGGGCCAGCGGGUUCGACGACUGAGCUCACCCAGCGGUGAGGAGAGCGGGGAAGGAGAGGGGUCGGAGGAGAGGGGAGGAGAGACGGGAGGAGGAGGAGGAGAGAGGCGAGAGGACAGGAGACGUCAGGCACAGCUGCUGCAGAUUCACAGAGAACUGCAGAACGUUGAGGUCAGGGGAAAAGUGGGCAUUUUCGAGGCCCACAUAUCCGGGAUUCGUGCCCAGGUGCUGAACAACGAGCUCCAACGCAGCCCUCGGUCUCCAAGACGAUCGCCUAGCCAAGCCCCUUCCCAUCCCAGCCAACAAAACACAACAGGCCCUGAAUGCCCAAUGACCCAACCGCAAGAGACUAAAGUUCCUCUAGUUGUCCAGAAUGGAAGAGAAAGACAGGAUGAAACAGUGGAAAGAGAAAGACAGGAUGAAACAGUGGAAGGAGAAAGGAGAGAAGGUGAGAAGGACAGCAGCGCUAAUGAAGAAAACACGGAAAACAAGACACUGAUUGGUCAUAAUGGCUGCCAUUCAGAAACAACAAUGCAAACUCCCUGUUUAGAUGGACUGGUUGAUGUUCGGGGUUCCCUUGAGACAUUAGACCCAGAUGCAAUAAUAGACAGAGAGAGAAAAGAGGGAGAACGGCUGAGAGAAAUGGAAGGAGAAAAAGACAGAGGGGAGAAAGAAAGCAAACAAAUGCUGGGAGACAAAAGAGAACGGACUGUGAGAGACGUGACAGGUGAGAAAGAGGACCAGUUGUGUCCUGAUAUGCUGCUCCAGACAGACUCAGACUGGUUGAAGGUUUACCCAGAAACCUCUGCUUUACCUCAAAGCAGUGAGAGCUCCCCUUCUUUGCUGGACAUCGCUGAUCACACUUCCAACCACUCUGCCUCCAUCCCUCCCUCCAUCCCUGCAGUCAUAAUAACUGACCACGGUUUGGAAAACCAGCCUCAAACCUCUGAAGGCCAAGGCUCAGACCAGGGACUAUACUGCCCCCCUAGCCCCAGUUCUAGCCCCAUCCCCGGCCCAAACUCCUCCACCCGUUCCCUCAGAAAGCUGUCGUCCUCCUCGGCCUCCUCGGCUGGUUUCUCUUCAUCUUGGGAGGAGUCGGAGGAGGAUAUUUCCAGUGAUACAGAGAAAGGGGAGCAACUUCUCAACCCGGCACUCCUCAGUUCUCAACAGAAAGCACACAAGUCCUGGAAGAAAAUCAAGAACAUGGUCCACUGGUCGCCAUUUGUCAUGUCCUUCAAGAAGAAAUAUCCCUGGAUACAACUGGCUGGACAUGCAGGGAGCUUCAAGGCAGGAGCCAAUGGCCGCAUUUUAAAAAAACACUGUGAAUGUGAGCAGCGCUGUUUGUCGCUCCUGAUGAGGGACGUGCUGCGCCCCUAUGUCCCUGGUUACCAUGGAGAUGUAGAGAAGGACGGCCAGAAAUACAACCAGAUGGAGGAUCUGCUGGCUGAGUUCGACUUCCCGUGUGUGAUGGACUGUAAGAUGGGAGUGAGGACCUACCUCGAGGAAGAGUUGACCAAGGCUCGUAAGAAGCCUUCUCCUAGACCGGAUAUGUAUCAGAAAAUGAUUGAGGUUGACCCUAAUGCACCGAUGCCAGAGGAGAAUGACAAGAAAGCAGUGACCAAGCCCAGAUACAUGCAGUGGAGAGAGACCAUAAGCUCAACAGCCACCCUGGGAUUUAGGAUAGAGGGAGUCAAGAAAGAGGACGGGACGGUGAACAGAGAUUUUAAGAAGACGAAGACGAGAGAGCAAGUCACUGCAGCCUUCCAGGACUUUGUCAAAGGAAAGAAGGAUAUACUGAACGGUUAUUUAGCCAGGCUGAAGGAAAUCAGAGACACUCUGGAGAUGUCCUCGUUCUUCAAAACCCACGAGGUGAUUGGCAGCUCCUUGUUAUUCGUUCAUGACAGUAAAGGACGAGCCAAGGUCUGGAUGAUUGACUUUGGGAAAACCACCCCUCUUCCCGAUGGAGAUGAACUGACCCACCGAGCGUUGUGGUGUGAAGGGAACAGAGAGGAUGGCUACCUUUGUGGACUUGAUAGUUUGGUGGACAUCAUUUCAACCAUGGUGAACUCUGAGACUUGAAGUCUGAGGAGUUUCUUAAUCAAAGUGAACAUUUGGACACACAACCACUUCCACACUGUCUUUAUUUCUCUGGUGAACACUUUGGACUUCCUAAAGGACAUCUUCUCAGAUGCAUGUUGGAAACCGCAUCAAUUUCGUAACAAUGCUUGGAUGCCAUCUCUUGUUUCAUGUUCAGUGGAAGUUCAAGAGCAAGAUUUUCACCAUUCAUAACCUUCUUAUUGUCUUCAACCUUUUAAAGGGCAGUGCGGAAUAGGCCUUUUUCACAGGAGACAUUUUAACUUGUAAUAGCAGGGACAGCACAGGUGUUACUAAUAACAUUACAAGGGCUCAGUUACAUUAAGGGUCCGUUGUGACACAUACUAUUUAGUAUGCCAGAAACAGAUUCAGUGUGUUCCAAUACACAGUGUGUCAAAUGCAGUAUGCCAAAAGUACCAGGAUGUCCUACUACAUCUGGAUGCAUUUUGCAGUAAGCAACCCAUCAUGCUUUUCUGGCUAUUCUGACCCAUAAUCUUCUGCACAGUGGAAGACGGGUCACAUCGACUGAGCGGCUGAGAAAGAAUAGACCAAUGACAGAAUAUUGCAAUGAUAGAGACUGCAAUGGCAGAUGAAGUAGUAUAUCCUGACUGUAUGUAUACUGCAUGCAAAUUACAUGCAACAGAAAAUAGUUUGUAAGGGCAGCUGCAGUUUGUACUAAAAGUCAAAAAUAGAAGUAUGUGAUUCAGAACACAAGUGUUCUGAAUAACAUUACCUACUGAGACAUGACAAGUGUCUCAGUAGGCCAUAGGCCAGCAUGCACCAUAUUACUGAUAUUAUUAAUUACACCUGUGCUUUUCCUCUAAUACGAUGUCAAAAUGCCUGCUGAAAAAGGUCUGUUUUUACAUGCAUUAUACCCUUUCUACUGAAAUAAUUCUACAUUAAAUACCAGAAAACAUACAUUGCUCAAUCCAAAUUAAGGGAGAAGGCUGGGGAUAUUCUGUAUUUUUGUUACUGUUUUAAAAAAAUCACCUGAAAAGACCAAUACUAUCAAUGUUUUAAUUCAGGUUAUACAUAUAAAGAUUUUUUUUAAACUAAAAAAAAAUAAUAAUAAUUAUCUUUAACAGCUGAGCACUUUAACAUUACUCAAACAGGAGUAAGGAGUGCAGAGACCUUUUAAUGGUAUACAUUUAUUAUUGGUUUUGAUAUUUUCAUGGGAUUUGUUGAUGAUAAUAAGGAAAAUACAGAUCCCCUGACCACUAUAUUAAAGCCACUAUAUUAGGAAUUUUCUGGUAGUUUUGUUAAGAUAUGUUUGACUAAUUUCUUCUAGAAAAAAGCACGUAAACAGUAAUAAUUAGCCAUUAUAGUUUGAAAGAUGCUAUAUUCACAUAGAAAGUAUACAAAUAUAUAGAUCUAAACAUGCAGAAAUUCAAAACUUGACAUUGCCAAUUGUUUGUCUUGUUCCCAGCUCCUUUAGACUCUAAUAGAGAUAUAAUAGAACAAUUUAUCUCUGAUUCUCAUUUGAAUCAGAGUGAAAUUGUAUUUCUUACUCAACAAAUCUGAACUCCAUUUUAUUGUUGUUUUUUUUCCCAGUUUGAUCACAACUGCAAAAACAUGUUUGCAUUUAAUUACAUUCCCACUGUUGGGAGAUUGUACAAUUCUGUGUGUUUUUAAAUCAUCAAAACAUUAUUUUAAUUGUGGUUUUUGAUGGAAAACAAAUCUAGCCUUUUAGCAGUUUUUCACAUCUGUUUGAGCGUUCACACUCAGAGCUGUAGACAGAGUUUAAAGACUGUACUGUAGGUUGGUUAUUGAGGUUUUCAGUGGCAGCCAUGUUUGCCCCACAAUAAUCUGGCUUUAACUGGCAGUGAGGUGGAGCUACAUUAUAAAGGAGUUACAGGAGUUAAAUUAUGGAGGGCAUUCUUUCAUAUGUGACAUAUUUGCAGCUAACAUGGCGUCCAUAGUGCUUCCCUAGCCAAACACUUGUCACCCCUCUCACACUUUGUUGGUGUGAUUGUUCACAAUGUACAGAAAGUUAGCGUUAUUAUGUAGUUUUUUUUUUGUAUUGUUUUGUAACAUAGUUUUAGUGUACUCAAACCCUGUGGAACACUUACAGCCAUGAACAAUCGUAUUUAAGCUAUACAGUGCCUUGACAUUACAAAGCCAAGUCAGACAACUGAAAAUAUGCUCUUACUUUUAAAUGUUACUAUGGAUUUCUGCUAGUUUUAACUGUCUGUUUCUUCCUUUAGAGUCUUACAUGGGUGCAUGUUUAUUAUCCUCUUAAAGUCUGGUGGUUCACUCUGUUUUAUUUAUAACAUUAUAUUAGGUUUUUUUCUGCUUCAUGGGAUAGACUGUGACAUUUUGAACUUGUGGGCUGUUCUGUUGUUUUGUCUCCAAGCAUGUGUUACAACAUGAGGGAAAGUCAAACUGUUGUGCAGCUGGCUGACACUGUGGACAUCCCAUAUUCAAACUGGAGGAUACGGCUAAAAAAAAGAAGAUUGAUGCUAUUCAGCUAACGCAUUAAUUUUGGCAGGAAAUUCCAGCUGUUAUCUAAACUUUGGAUGGGCAGAGGAGGGAGAAGGACAAAAAACUUCUACUUUUCAUUGAUGAUCGAUGAAACUCAACAGUUUGUUUUUCUCUACCAUAUAUUUAAAAUGCCAUAGUGUCCAGUUGGUGUUUGCACUGAUGGUAGACGUAGAAAGAGACUGAUUGCAAUUCCAUGCAGUGCCUUCUUAAAGAAAAACUUCUGCAUUUUGAGAAAUGCACUUUUUCGCUUUGUUUGAGAGCGUUAGAUGAGAAGAUUGACACCAUUCAUGUCUCUAUGAUAAAUAUGAAGCAUUCGCUAGUAGCCGGAAAGAUUAUUUAGCACAAAAAUUGGAAACUGGCAGACUUAAUUAGUUAAUUAACAUUCUGUAUCUAGUUUGUUUGAUCAACACAUUUUAUUACAGUUUUUAUACAGAUUACACAAACAAGAUAUAAUUGUUGUGUGUUACCAUGGGACAGAGUCAGGUUAUCCCCAGUCUUUAUGCUAAACUAAGCUAACCAGCUGAUGGCUUUAAUGUAUAGUUGUGAAAAUACUAUUGAUCUUCUCAUGUUACUAACUCGCAGCAAGGAAGCGAAUAAGGGUAUUUCCGAAAAUGCUGAACGUUCCUGUAAGACCAACCAUCUUAGCUUUUGCUUAUGCUCCCAAAUGUGCACUUACAGCUGUUUGUUAGUAGGUAUCAUGUUUGUUCUGGUUUUGCUGGCUUGUGUAUUUAUUUGGAUUGUUCCUUUUAAAAAAUGUGUGUAUUUGGUGAACAAAAAACAAACAUACAA